AGAGAGGGAGGAGGAGGAGGUGAGGGGAGCACAAUGGAGACAUGGAGUUAGGCGGCUUGGGAAAGCUCAAUGCAAAGAGAGCCCAGAGGGGGUGUGGAUUAGGGACCAAGAGGUGACCCCGGGAGAAGCAGAAGGCAGAGAGAGGAGUGGAAAGAUCGGGAGGCAGAGGGAGACUGGAGGGCCGGGCGGGGAGAAGGAGAGGCACAGAGCCGGGAGACAAGAGUGGGUUGGGGUGUUCGGUCCCCGGUGGGGAGGAGAGGGAGGCUGGAAGUCCUGGAGGAACAGGGUCCCACAGACAGGAGAGGGGACAGCAGAGAGAGGGGGGCCGGGCACUGGGAAGGGGUCGCCCAGAGGCCUCCCGGGCAUGGAGGGUGCAGCUCGUCUGAGCGCCCCUCGCGUGCUGGUUCUCUGGGCUGCGCUGGGGGCGACAGCUCACAUCGGACCUGCACCUGACCCCGAGGACUGGUGGAGUUACAAGGAGAAUCUCCAGGGAAACUUCGUGCCAGGGCCUCCCUUCUGGGGGCUGGUGAAUGCAGCCUGGAGUCUGUGUGCGGUGGGGAAGAGGCAGAGCCCCGUGGAUGUGGAGCUGAAGAGGGUCCUUUAUGACCCCUUCCUGCCCCCACUGAGGCUCAGCACUGGGGGAGAGAAGCUCCGGGGAACCCUGUAUAACACUGGUCGCCACGUCUCGUUCCUGCCCGCACCCCGGCCCGUGGUCAACGUGUCUGGGGGUCCCCUCCUUUAUAGCCACCGACUCAGUGAGCUGCGGCUGCUGUUUGGAGCACGUGAUGGGGCCGGCUCUGAACACCAGAUCAACCACCAGGGCUUCUCUGCUGAGGUACAGCUCAUCCACUUCAACCAAGAACUCUACGGGAACCUCAGCGCCGCCUCCCGAGGCCCCAAUGGCCUGGCCAUUCUCAGCCUCUUUGUCAAUGUGGCUGGCAACUCAAACUCAUUCCUCAGCCGCCUCCUGAACCGCGACACCAUCACCCGCAUCUCCUACAAGAAUGAUGCCUACUUUCUUCAAGACCUGAGCCUGGAGCUCCUAUUCCCCGAAUCCUUCGGCUUCAUCACCUAUCAGGGCUCUCUUAGCACCCCGCCCUGCUCGGAGACUGUCACCUGGAUCCUCGUCGACCGGGCCCUCAAUAUCACCUCCCUCCAGAUGCACUCCCUGAGACUCCUGAGCCAGAAUCCUCCAUCCCAGAUCUUCCAGAGCCUCAGUGGUAACGGCCGGCCCCUGCAGCCCUUGGCCCACAGGGCCUUGAGGGGCAAUAGGGACCCCCGGCACCCGGAGAGGCGCUGCCGAGGCCCCAACUACCGCCUGCAUGUGGAUGGUGCCCCCCACGGUCGCUGAGACUCCCCAUCGAGGAUUGCGCCUGCCCUUCCCGACCCUCCCCACGAGGAGAGGGGAGUCACCCCCAAAACAAAGCUAUUAAAGGGACAGAAUACUUCCUGUUUCUCAGUGGUCUGAUUUUAGGCGCGGAGGGGAAACAUUUGGGUAUUACAGAAUAGUAGCUUUCUUCUAGAAACCAA
This is a messenger RNA of Pteropus alecto (black flying fox), 1530 nucleotides long. It is a transcript of the gene CA11, whose product is annotated as carbonic anhydrase 11. Lineage: Eukaryota; Metazoa; Chordata; Mammalia; Chiroptera; Pteropodidae. Bases 365 to 1351 code for a protein of 328 amino acids. The transcript is spliced from 9 exons. The record is from RefSeq and is a predicted model, not a curated record. Gene Ontology annotation, molecular function: carbonate dehydratase activity; zinc ion binding.